AUGACUCGGGAGCGGAGACAGUUUGAUCAAGCUGUUGCGCCACCACCUUCAGACACCUCUCACAACAAAACCACGAACUCAGCAACUGCAACCAAAAAUGCUGGCAGCCUGACGAAUGAGCAACGAUCAACCAAUGAGACACGAAAGUCAUCAGAACAGGUUUCCUCAAGUCACCCCUCUCGUACUUCACACAUAUCCCAGUCUCAAUCCACACCUAGCAACAGGACAGCUUCCAGAGAUCAAACUAAUUCCAAAGAUGAAUCCUCGUCCACGAACCACACUCAAUCGAAAGAUUCGAGGAUUCUUAGCGGCCAGAUCGACUCCAAAAAUCAAACUACAACUGAUGACACCACAGGAAAUUUUACGACGAAGAAUUCAUCAAUAGUGACACCUACCAGCGAUUUGAACUCCAACCACUCACAGUCUCUAUCAAAUUCUUCAGUGACCGAGUCUAUGGCGAUACUUCGAGAUCAAACGCACUCAGAUGGACUACAUCCUGUCCCCAACAUCACAUCCUCCACUGGCGGAUUUCAAACCCAAUCAGAAACAAGUCCGAUUGAAUCUCAUCAAAAAACGUCGGCAGGUGCGAUUUGUGGAAUUGUAUUUGGAAUUCUGCUAGGUAUCAUCUUGCUAGGACUCUUGAGUUUCCUUCCAAGGUGGUACAAGAGUAAAUAUGGUUACCGCCGUGGAAUUCGACGUCACAUCAGAAACCAAAGCUCAACCGAUAGUAAUCGAGCUGUUCGCGACAGAACUUCGUUCACUGCUCAGUUCGGGGCUCAUGAUCCUUUCGCAGGGCCACCAUCAACCUCCAUCAGAAAAUUAGACGCUUUUCCCCGAAGUGACACUGUUGGUUCUUUCAAUCUAGGUAAAACCUUAAGUCGAAGUCCAAACUAUUUAAUACCAGGCCGACCCGAUCUUAAGCCAUCAAUCUCGCCACCCAUGAUCGAGGAUCCACUGCCUAUUAUGCAUCGCUCUCUAUCAAGUCAUUCAAACGGAAUGCCAGUUUCUUGUAUGUCAGCUGUAGUCAAGAGGAUGUCGAGUACCAUUAGAAGCCCUUCCUCUCGGACUAAUUUCCCGACCAAGAGAGAAUCAUGGACCAGAGAUCCUUAUCACCGACGCGGGAGCAUCCUUUCCAUAAGAAAUCCAGACAUUCAUGAAGAUCAAAUCACGGAUCAAGAUCAUGAGGAACAGAAAAAACGGUUUGAGAUACCAAAGCUACAUACUUCACCUUCAUCCGAUUUACACUAUCAAGAUCUUCCUGUCGGAUCUACUCUCCAUAGUCAGGAGCACAUUGCUUCACGGCCUGGUUUCCAGUAUCUCCAUCCAGAAGUUCCGAAUCGACUGAGUCCAUGGGCUAUGCAUAGUCUCAGUAAUGAAUCAUCUUCGUACGCUCAAGAUUCGACUCCAAUCGAUAUAGAUGAAGGCGAGGCAGUAUUUUGCAAUUCUGAUCUCAUGACGAGCACACAAGCAGCGAUUGACGCGCACCUUAGUUAUCUCUCUAAAUCAUCUCGAUAUUCACAGGAUAGCGAAGUGAGGGAAAGAUUAGAGGUUGAAUCUCCUACGGAUCCAGCUGUACGAUCUGUUACACCAAACUCAUUGGUGUUUGUAUCUUUUGGUGCUGGUCGUCAUUCAAGAUAUUCGGAAAGAAGUCGUAUGUCUUUCGAUACGGGUGAAAUCUAA
This is a messenger RNA of Melampsora larici-populina 98AG31, 1680 nucleotides long. RefSeq lists its product as uncharacterized. The coding region runs from base 1 to 1680 and encodes 559 amino acids. The transcript is spliced from 2 exons. Lineage: Eukaryota; Fungi; Basidiomycota; Pucciniomycetes; Pucciniales; Melampsoraceae. The record is from RefSeq and is a predicted model, not a curated record.